GCACCACUACCGGCAUCAGUAGAACACGUCCCGCGCUUCGUCGACUUGUUAGCGCUCCGCGUGUUCCACCAUACCUCGUACCACAUAUCUAUCCUCUCCUACCCCAAAUACCUCCCGAUUCCAUCUUUCUUUCUCCUUUUCUACAUCUUUCAAUUUUUCAACGCAUCCGGUAUCGCGACCAAGCCACGAUUUCUCACCAACUCAACCUCGACGACGCUUGCUUCUUCGACUUCUAUUUUCUCCAUCCCAUCGUCUUGUCGCCCGCCAUCGACACGUAAGCUCAGCCGGGCAGACGAUCUGUCUGCAUCGCGGCCAGCUAUGAAUAAUCCAAACAUGCCCAACAUGAACGCCAUGGGCGGCCCGGUUGGCGCUCCCAUGCCCAUGAUGAAUAAUGGGGCCGUCGCUCCCCAGGGCGGUGUUCCUGGCCCUCGGCAAACGCAAAUGCCUACGGAGAGCCAGCGCACGCUCCUAAACACCUAUAUCUACGAAUAUUUCAUCCGCAACAAUAUGUUCGACUGUGCGCGGUCGCUACUCAAUAGCGACCAGCAGGUCAACGUUCUUAAAGAAGGCCUCAAUCGCCGCCGCGAUGAGAAUGGGAACUUGCUGGGAAAUGGCCUUGGCGACGACGCCAUGGACACCGACAAUAAAGACGACGUCGACACCAAACUCCCUGAUGACCUGCCUGCCCCCAAGCUGCCGAUGCCCGCUUCCGAGACCUCCUUUCUCUACGAAUGGUUCUGCUUGUUCUGGGACAUCUUCCAUGCACAACGCGCCAAAGGUGGUAAUGGUCCGGUUGCCCAGUAUGUUAGCCACACCCAGCAUCAAUCACGGCUCCGCCAAAAUCAGCAGGAGAUGUUGCGACAAAUGCGUCCCGAGGGCCUCACUCCACAGCAAUAUCAGAACCACAUGAUGAGGAGCAUGCAAGCUGGUGGCAUGGGGAUGAACAUGAAGCAAGGUAAUCUUGCACGGACAGCCAUGGCCAACAAUCAGAAUAAUCCCCAAGCCAUGCAGAUGCUCCACCAGGCCAAGCAGAACCAAAUGCAGAGAGACCCCUCGGACAUGGACGGAAACCGCCAGCGGCCGGCAUCGCCUGGAUCUUCUGAAAAUGCCCCUUCCCCAUCCAAGCGGCCUCGUCUAGACGGCGCUCCCUUCAAUCCCAACCAGCCUGGGAUGAUGCCGAACGGUCGACCGCAGCAGGGCGUGCCAGGCCAGCAGCAGGUGGGGAAUGCUCCCAAUGCAGCCCAAGCCACGCAGAUGCUUCUCACAAACGGUAUUAACCCAGCACAGCUGACCCCUCAACAGUUCAGCACGUUUUCCAACCAACCACCUGCUGUUCAGGCAAAGUCCAUUGCCACCUACGCUGCCAAUCUGCAUCAGCAGCAGGCCAACCAAAUGCCGAACAAGCCCAUGCCUAAUGUCCCUGGUCCUCAAGCUCAGUGUUCACCAAUGGUGCCACAGAACCCCGAACAGGCCGCCGCACUGACGGCAUUUUAUAAUCCGGGGGAAAUGGGACCGGGUGGCAUGCGACCCGUUCCGGGCGGACCCCAAGCUGGCGGUGGAAGUAACCACGCUCUGCAAGACUAUCAAAUGCAGCUAAUGCUUCUUGAACAACAGAAUAAGAAGCGACUCCUCAUGGCUCGUCAAGAGCAAGACAACAUGGGUGGCAUUCCUAGGGGAGACGGUCCGGCAGGUCCCGGCGGUCCCGGAGCCCCGCCCGGUCCGAACGGUCAAGCCUUCCCGGAGACGUCGCCUCAAGGUGCCAGAGCCGGCGCCUCCCCGAACCCAGCCGACCAAAUGAAACGGGGUACCCCGCAGAUGAACAACGCCGGGAUCCCGUCGCCGCUGCCUGAGGGGGCCCAGUCGCGUGGCUCGCCGAAUCCGAUGAACUUCAUGCCCAACACCAUGGAUCCGAACAUGGCACCCAGCUUUUUCAAUAAGGACAUGCAGAACGUGGGCGGGAAUAUGGUUCCGAAUCCCCACAUGAACGGCAUGCGCCCGCCUAGCUCCCACCCUGGUCAACAACCCUUCAACGGUCAGAUGAACCCUCAGCAGAUGAUGGCUGCCAGGCAGCAGCAACAACAGCAGCAACAACAGCAGCAGCAGCAGCAGCAGGCCGGCAACCCCCCUAUGCAGUGGCAACAAGGCCCUAACGGACAAAUGGUUCCCACAGGCCCUCAAGGUCCUGGUGUUCAGGGCACUCCUCAGCAACGUGCCAUGCCGCCACCGUCGGCUCCUGGCCCUGCCAACGCCAACAGGACCAGUACAUCCUCGCCCCAGCAGCCUGCCGCGCCGCCGACCCCUUCGCAGGCUAACAAGCCAGCGCCAAAAAAGAAGGACACGAAGGCUGCCAAGAAUAAGGCUGCAACGCAGAAGAAGGCUAAUCCGAACUUGAAUUCGGGAGCCACGCCUGCAGGGGAGAAUAACCAAGACGGCGAGGCACCCGCCCCGGCCACGCCUAUGACACCAGUCAACGCGAACGCUCCAGGUUUCAACAAGUCGAGCCAAAAUCAGGGUGCCUCGGCUGGCGGUGGUGGAACUGGCACUUCCGGGCCUGGCGGUGCUGCUGGCGGUGCUCCUGGCGGCGGAGCUGGUGGCAACGCUGGGGCGGCCGGUAACGGCACCGCGCCGAACGGGCAAGGAGCUGCUGGGCAGGCACCUGCGCCAGCGACCUCCGUCGCUAGUCAGCCGCAACCCGACGCACAAAACGGCUCCUUCGGCAUGGACAGCUCGGCUGACAUGAUGAGCUUCAGCGGGAUGGACUUCACCAAUCCGCUGGUCUCUAAUGACGUCUUGAACGAUUUCGACUUUGAUUCAUUCCUUCACGAGGACGGGGACAACCAGGGCUUUGAUUUCAACGCCGGAUCGUUCGGGAUGGAAGGAACCGGCGAGAUAAGCGCGGACUGAUUCACCAUCGACCCGGACGUCUGCGAGAGUCUUACGGGACUUCGUCAUCAAUGUUGAAACCCACGACUCUUUACACCGACGUGGGCUGUGAUACUACUCUGCUCGUCUCAUCACACGAGGGGCUUACACCGGCCCAGUCCGGUGAUGCUGCUUUAGCAUAAGGAAAGGGCGCAAAUCACUUUUUUUUCUGAUCGGGGCUAAACGCAUUUUUGCCUCUCCCGCUGCUUCACGAAGCACAUUCUGAGUACCAGACUCUGGUACACCGUCUUAAUCGCCUUGCGGGUCUUAUCAGGAGGCGCAAG
Messenger RNA from Sodiomyces alkalinus F11, 3206 nucleotides. RefSeq lists its product as hypothetical. The record is from RefSeq and is a predicted model, not a curated record. Gene Ontology annotation, molecular function: protein binding. The transcript is spliced from 4 exons. Lineage: Eukaryota; Fungi; Ascomycota; Sordariomycetes; Glomerellales; Plectosphaerellaceae. The coding region runs from base 319 to 2904 and encodes 861 amino acids.